AUCUUCGAUUAAAAAUGCGAUCGGAGUAUGACUCAACAAUUUAUCAAACGCAGCUUUAUUUACGAGUAGUACGACUCAACAACGGAGUAGCCAAGAUUUUUUAUAAAUAAUUUAUUCAAUAGCAAAUUAUGGAUGCAAGCUUUUUCUCAGUAUAAAAUUACGACGUGAGAUAUGAAAAAUGAGAGCGAAAAACAGUGUUGAAUAGAAUUUUGAACAGAAAUAUCUAUAUGUUGACAGAGUAUCGCCACAUAACCACACGUGUAGCAGUUGCCAAUUGGUACGUCCGAUGAUCGUAUGAUGUGAACCAGCCUAAUGUUGCAAUUCACCGGCGUGAUUUUUACUAUUUGAGAAUAAUGUGCUUUUGAACAAUGUCAAGAAAUCUAAAGGAGUCUUGAUACAUAUACGUACAGUGGAUAUUUUAUGUAUUCAAAAGAGUAUUGUUCUUUUUUUAAGUUAAAAGUAUAUUUAUCGCUAUGGAUAAAAAAUUAGCUUGCAAUACAUUAACAAGAAUUGUUAUGUAGCAGAGGUAUAAAAAGUUGCAUACUGGAGGAAUGCGAAAAAUCUUUGAAAACUUUGCCCAAAAGUGGAAAGAAGCAUUUCGAACCUAAUCAUUCUUGGCUGGAGGAUGUUCAGAUUGAAAAGGAACUUAAAAAUCGUAAAGAUCUGUUAAACAUUGAAAGAGUUGAAAGAAUCUCAGAAUUAGCUAGUGCGGAAUGGAUGCCAGUGCAAAAGAAAGCGCUUGUUACCAAGAGAUCUGGGCAGGACUGGGGCAAUUUUGGCCUGGAAAAAAAUGGUUCGUUGUACUUGCUAGCGGAGGAGGCAUUAUUUCUUUUAGAAACGAAUUGUCUUGAACUUAUUUGGAAUGGAGUACCAUGUUCAAUUCAACAAGCCUACGAGAUCUUGAUUGAUGAUACAGUUUGUACUCUAGAAGAAUACCGAGUUUAUAGCCAGUUAACACGCUACGGCUAUCGUAUACAGCGUUACAUUUACGAAGAUUUUGAAAAGGGCAGUAGAUCAGAUGAGUCUGCCUCUGCUAAACGGAAAAUUAUUGUCGAGCCCGAAAAUGGACUGAGAAUGUGCGAUAAUCAGUUACAUAGUCAACAAUCUACGGUGCAAUCAAAUGAACCUUUGAUAAGAUUGGACAAAUCUUGUAUCAGUCUUAACACAAAAAAUCACCAGGAUACUCUGCUGAAAGAACCUGUGGAACAAGUUGUGCAUGACGUGGUAGAUCAUCUCUUGCAUAGCGUAGAUAGUCAGAAAAAUAUAAAUAUUCCAGUCACUUUCGACACGGCAGAAAGCAACGCAAUGGAAAUCGACAAAGAUAGCGAAGAGAAAAAUCGGAAUUCUAAACCUGAAAUAAUCUCUGAUGAGACCUUGUUGUGCAAUAUCAAAAUCCUCAGAGAUGCAGCGUGCAAUUCCAACAGCGAAGCUGUCAAAACGUCAAAAUGGCCGGGCACUCGCAUCCAGCGCAACGUCAAGUUGUUACCUAAAAGAAGCGAUAAGGUGUCACCCCCUGAGAUUUCAAUAAUCGAUUCCAGUUCCACGAGUGAGAGUACCAGAUGUGUCGAGAAACGGAAGACAUACAUGCCAGACGAGUUGUUGCACAAAAAAUCAAAGCUUGAGGUGAUUGAUUUAUCCGAUGACGAGGUUCAGGAAUUACCACAUCCGGUGACGAGAAUGGAUAUCUUGAACACGCUACCAAAUGUUGCCUUGCAAGUGGACAUCAAGGAGAAAAUUUCCAGGCGAUACAUACCGCAUAAUAUAAGACCUCGAAAGACUGUUUACGAGUACAACCGAGCAAGCAUAUCUCGUAUGCAGGAGAACGACAGAAGGGCGCGACAGAGUUGCAAGGAUAUCAGAAACAACGGCAGGCAGAAUACGUCUAAGUUUAGCAGUCCUGUUGCCAUCAGCAGUCAAGGCAACUCGCUUCAUAGACAACGCUCGCAUUCACCCUUCUGCGAUUCGCCGCGGGCGUUCUAUCAGAUGCACGGGACGAAUGUCGGCUUGCCUUACGCGUAUAGAUUUCCGUACAAUUGCCCGGACUUUUACAUGCAGAACAGGAUCACGCAGAAUGUAUUUCACAAUCUGUUCGUCGCGUUCGGGAAUCACGGGAACGUCGUUCAGCAGAGCCGAAGCCUUACCAUACAGAUGAAUAAUUUUGCGAUACCGUUCAUGGGCGGAUAUCGAGCGAGACACUUUUUCGCGGAGAAUCAACACUUCCGGCCCAGUCCUUAUCAGAACUUCCUGUGGCAACAACGCUUCUGUCAGCGGAGAACGACGGAGAACGCAAUGACGUACAGCUCUGGGCAUUCUUUCGCGAGACGGCAACACAGCGAAGCUAGCAGGAACCGAAGCAGUAGCCGUGAGGCUGUUAAUCGACCCUCGUUCACGACCCGUCACGGAGCUACCUCCUGGACGGAAUUGAAGAGGAAGUGGUCCGAGGAGAAAACCAUUACGAUCGACGAUGAAGAUUACCAGAGCAAUAAUCAGAACGAGGAUGAAUGCGACGAAGUCGUGAAGCUCAUAAAUCCACUGCUCGGUCCAAAAAACACCUCCUCACUGGCAGAGAUCUUCAGCAAGCUCGCUAUAAUAAAACCAGCGCCGGAGAGACUAGUCAGGAGGAAGAAGAGCAAGUACAAGAUAUCGUACAACGUGUACUCUUGUACUCAACAUUAUAGAAAGGCAAAUCCCGGCCAACCGUUGUAUAGUCUAGUAGUAAUAAGGAAAGAGAACUCGUUCCUUCAACCGGUCGAGUUGAAUCGUCUGCAACAGGAUGCAAAGGGCCAGAUAGUAUUAGCGUACGUGUCGAUGUCGAUAUCGUACAUUCAGCCAGGUAUUAUAACGAUGCCAAAUGUAACGUAAUGGUUUAUAUUGUAUUCCGGCUGAUUGACCGUUUGGAAUGAAAUCCGCAGCGCGGAUCCGUCCGCUUACUGAAUUGAAGAUUGUAAAUUAUCACGUCUGUAUUGAUUGUAAAUCUAAAGACGAAAACUUUUACAUAAUAAAUUUUUACAUGCUUAUAAAAAA
Molecule: messenger RNA, 3024 nt
Organism: Ooceraea biroi (clonal raider ant)
Lineage: Eukaryota; Metazoa; Arthropoda; Insecta; Hymenoptera; Formicidae
Gene: Tsen54
Product: tRNA splicing endonuclease subunit 54
Biological process (GO): tRNA-type intron splice site recognition and cleavage
Cellular component (GO): tRNA-intron endonuclease complex
Source: RefSeq, a predicted model, not a curated record